This is a messenger RNA of Drosophila eugracilis, 5033 nucleotides long. RefSeq names its product ras guanine nucleotide exchange factor B. The record is from RefSeq and is a predicted model, not a curated record. The transcript is spliced from 6 exons. NCBI's taxonomy places the organism in Eukaryota, Metazoa, Arthropoda, Insecta, Diptera, Drosophilidae. The coding region runs from base 215 to 3400 and encodes 1061 amino acids.
CUCGUCGGAUUCGUUGCGCGUUUAAUUUUCGCGAAUUUCCUCCAAAGCUCGUACAACUAAAAUCGAAGUAAAAGAAAAAUAACAUCCAAAAUGCGGUGCGGUUUAAAAAAAUAAAUUUUCGAAUCCUUUUUUGAAAUAAAAAGUGCAGAAAGCACAACGACAAAGUGAGAAAUAUACCGAGCAGUGCAGUAAAUAACAUAGAAUAUACAUCAAAAUGUCGACAGUUGUGGAACAGGCGGCCACAGCGGGCACACCGAAAACAGCAACAGAAAUUGCAACUGCAGCUACAAAAUCAGCAACGCCAGCAGCAGCAGCAGCAGCAGCAACAUCGGCUAUAACUGCCACGCCCCCCGCAACAUCCGUAGCGGAAAUUGAGCAGCUGCAACAGGCGUUAAUCGAGAAACAAACACAACUUUAUGCUUUGGAAACGGCUUGUCUACGGGAAACAGAACGCCAAGUGGAACUGGAGGACAGUGUAAUAGCGUGGCAGGACAAGUACGAUCGUCUAUACGAGUCGCAUAAGCGGGUUCAAAAGGUCAAUCAGAGUCUGGAGGACAAGAUGCUCAAGCUGGUGGAUCGAAAUGCCGGCGAAAGGGCCCAGUUGACCAGCGAUGUGGCCACUUUGAGUGUGAGAUUGGCACAGGCCAACUUUAACAUAGCCAAGCUGCAGAGGGAAAUCGAACGCUACAAGGCCGACAUUAGCCUGGCCAUCCAAUUGCUGCAGUGCAAGCCGGAUAGUUUUGUGUCCCAAAAAGUGUCAUCGCUACCCAUUGAUAUUCAAUCGAAGGUGUCGGCGUACAUGAGAUUGGAGACGAACUCCCAUUCCGAUUCCGAGUGCAGCAAUAGCGGAGUGGGCGUGGCCACCACAGCUUCCUAUAAAGUGCUUCCGGCCUCCGAUUCGCCGCCACCCUCGGCCUGCCCCUUCCCGCCCACGGCCAUGGUGUAUUCGAUGAGGGGAAUCGGUAGGUAUGCCGCCAACGGGAAUUCGGCCACUAAUCCUCAGCAGCAAUCGAAUCAAGCCAACAACAACAAUAUCAGCAACAACACCAAGGACACUAUCAACAACAACAACACAAAUAACAACAACAACACCACCAACAGCAAUGGCAAAUGCAACAAUCAAACCAACACAAAUAUUAGCAAUAAUAAUAAUGCGAAUCAAGCAGCUAAUCCCGAUAUGAUAUCGCCCACAAUAAUGGCAAAAUUUCUGGAGGCCGAACUGAAGGCCAAUGAGGUUAAGCACUGCGAUACGUGUCAGUGUAGCAAACAGGAUCUCCAGGUCCUGGCAGAUGUAUCGCGUUCCUAUUCGGUGGCCACCCAGACGCCUCAUCAAUUGCAGCUCCAAGGAUCGGGCUUGAACGAGCCACUGACCCAACUUUGUCUCAGAUGUCAUAGUAAUCUCAAUUCCCCUUCAAGAACUAACAGUCCAUAUCUGAUGAAGAUGGUCAAGUCAAGUGAUUCUGUUAUCUCAGAGACCAAGAGCUCCGUUUCGGAUCUCAACGACAUGGACAAGUUGUUCACGCCGGCCAAAAAGGAUGAUCUGAUGGUGAAUCCGAUAUUGGGACACCAUCGGCUCUGUGACAGAACCUCUUUGCCCGGUCAGAAUGCGGAGUUUGGCAACGGUAAGCUGACUACUUCGACGAUGAUGUAUCCAACUACACAUCUGGGGGCCUAUGCUGCGGAAAAGUAUCUCCUGGAGACGAGUAAUCUGGGUCAGCUAAGGAACGGCUAUCAAAGGCGGUUUCUGGAUGGCGGAGGAACUGCCUUGCAGCUCUUGAACAAAUACGAAGCUGGUGCCGUUGGCGUGGUCCAGGAUGAACUGGAGGAUGAGUCGAGUAAGCCUCUGCUGUCAGGUGUUUCUCAGCCCAGUCUUUUGGAAGCGGAACAGGCUCCUCCACAGCUAACAGUGGCUCCUGUCAAACUGGAGGAUGUCUGUGAACCACUGCCCACUAAGCCAGUUGCCCCAGCUGCUCCACCAGGAAAUACAUCUGCUGCUGCUCCAUCAGGAACUCAACUAAAGUCCACCAACUCGGGAAGUGUCCAGAGUCUGUGGAGCAACAAGACCAGCAGUUGCGAGGGGGCCAAAAUGUUCGAGACCUUCAACAGGAAUCUCAUCAAGACGAUUAAGGCGGAGAAUCCCAAAUACCGAGGACCGCGUCUGUGCGCCAUGCGAAUCCAACAGAAUGGCCAAAGCAACAUCCUGCUGGACAACCUGGAGUCCAUAGAAACCUACACGCCAGUGAUCUACAAGCGAAGGGAGAAGCUACUGGAUGAGGAGCUCAACGACGGCAAGGACAUCAUUACCAGCAAGGAGAGCAAUGCUCAAUCGGCAGUAGAAGCCUGGCAAGGACCUGCAGCUCCUCACGAGAAUGUUGCCCUUCAACCUGUUCUAGAACCACAAGUCGAAAUCCCAGAAGUAGAACAAGCUGAAAUCAAGCCCGGAGUAUCAACCACAAAUCCGGGUGUGAAUUCCCCCAAACACUCCGCUAACUCCAGUUCCAUCAGCGAUGCCAUUGACUACCAGGAAAGUGUCCUUCUGAGGCGACAACAGCUCAGCAGAGUGGCGGAAUGGGUUCAGCACAAUACCCAGCAGUUGGAGCAGAGGAGUCUGCAGCAAGCUCCGCCGACCAGUGACUCGAAUUCGGGAACAGAGAGGCAAUCCUCGUACUCCACGCUAGAUCGUAUGGACUCCAUAUCCAUAGAGAAACUGUCCAUGGAUUCGGGCUAUAAAACUACACCCCAACAACUAACCAAUGGCUAUCCGGAGAAGUCCACAGAGGAUUCCCUGUCGCCCAAGACGGAUAUCACAAGCAAUUCCAUGCCUGAAAAUCCAUCGGGAAGUGCUGUGCCACCCAAGAAAAUGGAAAUGUGCACCACGUACUAUAGAAGAACCACCAGAUCGGGCUUGCCAGUGGCAUAUACGACCAUUUCAGGUGGCCAAGAUGAUUCAAGUCCACCAGGAGAAUCCACAUCCUCCGGUUCCGAGGCUCUCAUCUGCCCCGAACAGCCCACGUGUGAUAUACUAAACUACAAAUACUAUCCGAAUGAUACGGACAAGACGCGAUCCGUUCAGGCGGAGCUGCACACGACCACCCAGAACGUGGACAUAGCUCAGAUGGAGUACAAUGUGAAGCAGUUUCUGCUCAAGCAAAACGAAUGGUCCAUGAAUGGUGGAGGAUCUAGUGGUAAAGGAGCUAAUCCUGGCUUGGUAGUCCAAGGAUCUGGUGCAGCACGAAUGCUGCAGCGCAGGAUUUUGGGUCCUGGAGUGGGUGAGCGGGUGAGGAUGGCCACUCCGGGCGGAGCUGUGGCCACCAAGGCCACAGUCACAGCCACAGCCACCACCACUGCGACCCAGUCAUCCAACAUCCUGCCACCCCACAGAACUGAAACGAAUUUAUAAGCAAACGGGGUCAAGGAGUUCGGAGGAGUUCCACACAUCCAAAGCAGAAACCAAACUGUAUUCUAGUCUAGUUUUGCUACCUUUAGUUCAUAUUCUUCUGUCUAUAUAGAUACGAUAUAGAUACGAUAUAGCAAUGCUUAAGUUGGGUGAGGGGCUCUCAAGCAACAACCACACACACACACACACAUGCUAAUAGCAAUGAUACUAUACAUAUGUACGAUAAAUGUAAUACUUACACAAGAAUCUACGAUCUAAGCUAGCUAAAGUUGCUUUGGAGCUAUCACUAAGUCGAUAAUCUGGCUAGUCAGGGGGUGUAAAGGGAUCUAAGGCGUUGGUUUGGAUUAGUUCUAAUAUGAUUUUAUGUCCUGUUAAUGCUUUUUUCAAUAUAAAUCAAAGAUUCUGAUGUAAUAUCUUAUGGUAAAAAUCUACAUUUUUCUUUCCCCUUACAAGUCUUCCUAGCUCAGAUUUCCUUACUUUCUCAAAGCGUCUUCCUUAAAGCUCUGUAUUUCCCACUUUCCCUUAAGCCAACGCCAUUAAUCUAAGCCCUCAGCAAUCGCAGCUAAAAACCAAAAGCAAAUCUAAGACAUAUGAUAUGGUUACUCCUUACGAUAUAACGGAAACUUAUAUACAAACUAAAAUCGCGUAACUUUUUUGAUGUCUGCAUGUUAAUAUAACCCACAAGAAUUCGAAAACUUUACCCCAGCAAGAACCUAGGCUACACUGGAAGUAUAUAUAUAUAUAUAUAUAUAAAUUAUAUUUAUAGGGAUAUACAGAUAAUUAUGCUAUGUACGAUUGAUAUUUGAUAAGCGCGUUAUAUUUUCUAGAUUCCGAUUGUGCAAUAUUUUUUGGUAGUGUGAGAAACGAAAACGAAUUUUUAUUUUUAUAAAAUGCGACCAAAAAAAAAAAGAAGGAAACCGGAAAAACCAAAACCAAAAACCAGGGGAGAACUUUCUGAUCUUUGAUUUUGUUUUUGAUUUUCUAUUUUGAGCAUUUUGUCCAGCCGCAAAAGCUUAGCGCUAUAUAGCAAAGACCCGAACCCGAUCGAAGAUAUAUACAAGUAUUGUACCUUUUUGCCGGAAAAACAAACUGUACUCAUUCCUGCCCAUUAGAUGACCUUCAUAUAGAGAACUGUAAUCCUCUGCUAAACUGCUAAAUCAAAGAUAUAUUAGCCAUGCCAUAUAUACACUUACAUUCAGAAACAGAAUCAGAAACAGACACUAACAUAAACACUAACAUUAACACUAACACUAACACCACUUGCAUUAUAAACGUAUCUGAACAGACAUAUGAUUGUAAUACCCACACACACAUAUAUUUACAUCGAUAUAUACAUUAUCAUAUAUAUAUAUAUAUAUAUUCACCUCAUACGUGUAUACCCGACCCACAAGAACACAAGAACGGCUUCAGAAGAACCAAUCCAGAUACUUUUCUAUGUACUCCCCACAUCAAUCAAAAUUAUAUAUUGAAUGCCUCGAUAUUUACUCGAUAUUUACACGCAUAAACGGCUGCUAUCUAUAUCUAUAACUCUAUAUCUCGAUUACUUUACCAUGUAUACACUGAGCGAAAUGCUAAAAUGGAAACGCUUUAAGACACUGUUAUGUUUGGCCUACUUAUAUAAACGUUUAAUUAGCAU